CGGCGUUGAAGAUGAAGAUGAAGCUGCAGGCGUUGAUGCUUGGCACGGUGGCGUCCUCUUACCCCUCUCAUGGAUCCCAAGCUCUCAUUUCUCAUGCUCAUCUGUCCUUCGCAUCGCAGGCAACGGCGUGCGUCCCGCCGGCAUUCGCCCUGACCAUGCCGCCGUUCCGCAGAUGUCGGCACAGCAGAAGAUCUCGCCUCAGCUCUGUCGCAGAUCCGCCCGCCUCAACGCGGCGCUCAGGAGAUGCAAGGACGGGCAGACAACAGAGGCCAUCUCGCGCUGACGAAGAGGAUGAUGAAUCAGGUGGGCGCGAGAUGGAUGGAUGGAUGGAUCGGCACUUCUCAUCUCACCACCUGAUUCUCCAAUUGUGUGUGCCGUUUGCUGCAGAUCAUGGUCAAGGUGACGUCCCGCUGUAUCUCGAGGAGCUGCCCUUGCCGUCCCUCCGCUCUCAGCUGCAGAGGCGAGGCCUCUCUGCCGCUGGCACCAGGAGGCAGCUCACGGCCAGGCUCACUGAGGCACUGCAGAAGGAGGCGCCGGCCGACAGCCGACCCAGGGGGCUGGCGCGAGCUGACCAAAGGGAUGAGAGGGAUGCUGCUGCUGGCGGUGAUGACUUCCUGCCUGACGACAUCGGUCGGUGGGCUUGUGGUGGUGGGGUGGGGUGGGGUGGGUGAGGCGAGUGGGCGCGUCAUGCCUGCUGGUUGCUUGGCUUGCUGUCAGAUGAGGGCGCGUUGAGCGAUGCGGAGAUCGACGAUGAGGAACUGAUAGAGGCGGAGCAACGGCUCAACGCGUUCGAACAAAAGGUGCCUUGCCACUGGUCGACCACACAAAGACACACACACACACACACACGCACACACCGCAUUUCUGGCUCUUCUGUGUGUCUGUCAGUUCUCCGAUGAGCAGGAACAGCGUCUGAAGGCUAUCAGACAGCACCAAAGCCGCCCACCACCAGCAGCACCAGCAGCAGCAGCCUCAGUCGACAGCGACCUUGCGCUGCUGGAGUCACUGACGGGCGAGAAGCUGCCCCCAGAGGAAACGGAGAUCUCCGAGGACGAGCGCAACGCCAUGUUUGUCAGGCAGCUGCGGCAGACUGUGGCCGGCGGCAAAUCAGCGGCCCCUGAUGGGCAAGAAGAGAUGGACACGAGCUUCCUCGCCGCUCUGGGCAUCGACUCUUUGGAGGCCCUGGAGGCCAUGAAGGACGAUGAGCUGAUCCGCAGUGGGCUAGAGGGCGAGAGCCAAGACGACGAUGGGUCGGCGGAGCUGGCGGUCUUCAGUGCCAUGAAGAAAGAGGUCUUCGGCGUCGACAAUGACACUCUCGGGGCCCCUGCUCCCGCCCCAGCAGCAGACGACGCCUACAGCUCGGCCGAGGAGGAGGCCAUUCUGGCUUUCCUCCUUGCCGAGAGCGGGCAACAGCGGCAGUCACAGAAAGCCUCACCCUCAGCCAAGCCACCCCUCCGUGAAGUGGAGACGAUGGUUGAUGACGUCGAUGGUGAGGGCGAUGAGCGGAUUGAGGGCAUCGCGUACCGACUGAACAAGGGCAGAAAGGCCGAGCGCGAGCGCGAGGCGGGUGAUGCUGAUGCUGAUGAGGGUGAGGUGGAGCGUCGGAUCGUCGAGUGCAAGAAGGAGAUCCGGCAGCUGUCACGGCGGCUAGGCACACUCAACAAGAAACUCAGGGAGGUACGCCGGUCUCUGCAGGCCUCUGGAACAAGAGAUGCUCGUGUGCAGGUGUUGUGUUGUGCCCUCCCGUGUGUGUCAGAUUGUCGACCUGGAAAAGGCCGCCGAGUCAGGUGCAGAGCUCAACGUCGACCAGGUACUACCCCUCUACCCGACACACACACUUCCAUCCAUCCAUCCACCCGUGUGUCUCUCCCUUUCUUGCCAUCCAUCAGCGGCGCAAGGCCGGUCGACGGCUGGAGCUGGUGACCCAGAUCCGCCUGACGACACGGAUGCGUGUGCGGCUGCAGCGAGAGGUCAGCUUGCUUGAGAAACGAGCAGGCACCUCCGUGGCCGAGGCCGCCAGGAUCGCCGCCCCCAAGCUCAGGAACAGACGGCUGUGGGAAAUGGAGGAUGGCAAGAAACGGACGAUGAGCGACGACGAGCUGAGAGAAUACAUGAGUGCGUGGGCGAGAGAGGGAGUGAGGGAGCGAGGGGAGGACACAAUGAGCUGUGGACAUCUCUCUGUCUGUGUAUGGGUGUGUGUAGUCAAUGAAGACGAGUUUGCGAGGAUGGAUGGCGACGAGGAGUCGGGGCCGGGCGGGGGUGAGAUGCCCCGGCGGCUGCUGUCGGCUCUAUCGUGGUGUCGCGUGGCGUCCCGUGAGGACUGCCGUUUCAUCCUGCAGGCCGGAGGGGUCACCGUCAACGGACAGACAGGUACAUUCACCCGCCCACACGCGCACGCGCGCUUCAUCGAUCUGUUUGUGUGCAUGGUCGGUGUCUGUGUUGUGUGUGCAGUACGUGAGCCGGGCCACCCCGUCAAUCUGCUGACGGAUGAGAUCAUCGCCUUCGGGCAGAAAGUGGAGGUCCCCACCAAGAACUGGUCCGUGCGUCAAGGGAUCUCUCCCAACACCACACACACAGAGCAUCUCCACACAAUACAAGUGCCUGUGUGUUGUCAUGGCUGUGGCUGGGCCAUUAACAGGUUUGGCGGUCCGCGGCUGACGAAAUCGCAACGCAAGGCGAUGCUUGUGGACUACUCGCGGCGCAUCGAGGAUGUGUCGCGAACGGGGCGGCCAAACACGAGGAGGCGGCGAGGCGGCGGGGGGUUUGGGCAGCCUAAGGGGUGAGGGAGGAAGGGAGAAAGGGAGGGUGACGGUCGAGGACGUUGGGUGAUCGAUGUGGCAAUCAGACGAGUCGAG
This is a messenger RNA of Vitrella brassicaformis, 2855 nucleotides long. The record is from the annotation of a GenBank genome assembly. Lineage: Eukaryota; Vitrellaceae.